This is a messenger RNA of Sclerotinia sclerotiorum 1980 UF-70, 99 nucleotides long. RefSeq lists its product with no specific name. The coding region runs from base 1 to 99 and encodes 32 amino acids. Lineage: Eukaryota; Fungi; Ascomycota; Leotiomycetes; Helotiales; Sclerotiniaceae. The record is from RefSeq and is a predicted model, not a curated record. The transcript has 2 exons.
AUGGGUAUGAUAAUUUUUGCUUAUGACAGAUUGGACAGAGGUGGACUGAGUUUUAUCAGCCGAAGUGGGAUUCUCCGCAGCUUUCACGGUAGACGGUAG